ACAGUGAGCAUCGUGUGAGGAAAGUUUGCAGUUUCUUCUAACGAGGAUUUCUGUCAGGUGUCACUUCAACAAGUUCCGCCAAAAUUAAACACGGGAAGAAUGACUGGCAAACUGUGAGCUUCUGCUUGAGUCAUUUUGACUGUUUUUGCUAAUCUUUCCGUGUUUUGAUCGUGGGAAGUUUCAGCCGUCGAGAAGAUUCGACUAUAGCUUCUUUUGCGUUGUCCCUCAAAACUUUUUUACUACUCUCCUUUUUCCAAGGUCCUAGAAUGACAUCUGCAACAGAUCUCUGGCAUUCAGGGAUUGAUAAAUGGCUGCACGAGAUCCUGGGAUUGUCCCUUCUCGCCCCUCGAUUUCAGCUCACUGGAUUUUUUAAUCUAUUUCAGGAGCUUUCAGGAAUGCUUCCAUUUGAGCACUGACAGCUGCGAUCUCGAACAGAGCUCUGCAUCAGCAGGAUCGGGAAAGGAAGUUGGGUUUCAAACCUUUGAGGAUCAUGGUCUAGGAGCUGAGACAACAGCAUAAACAAGUAGCUCUGUGAGCUUGUAGAAAGAGUAACGCAACGCGAAGUUUCGGCAGCAGCUUGGCAGAAGCAGCAGCGGCCGUCGAGAAGCAUUGACCAUCUCGUGAGUCUAUUUAACGUACGCGCUGGGGCGGCUUUCCAUUUCUUCAACUUUGCACUGCUAGAUCUAUGGUGAAGCUACAGCAACUCGGAAAUGAACAAGAGCAAGUCGUUUUCUCAAGCUUGGUGGUGCAUCAUCCUGCUGCUUGGUCUAGGGUUGGAAUCGGCAUCAGCAGCAGGUGUUGAUCCAAAGCUGUGGCGUUCCGGUGAUCAAAAGUUUUCGGGGGUGAUAAUUCCCGGCUUUGCCUCCACAAGGCUCAGGUCCUGGUCGCUGCUGGAUUGUCCCUUCUCGCCCCUCGAUUUCAACCCACUGGAUCCUGUGUGGUUGGACCUCCGAAAGGUUAUCUCGGUACCACAAUGUUGGAUGAAGUGCAUGAUGCUUGAUCCUUACAAUCAGACUGAUCAUCCCGAGUGCAAAUCUCGUCCCGACAGCGGUGUUUCUGCAAUUACCGAGAUGGAUCCUGGAUAUUUCACAGGACCAUUGUCUUCUGUAUGGAAGGAGUGGGUUUCGUGGUGUGUAGAGUUCGGUGUUGACGCCGAGUCCAUUGUCGCAGCACCUUAUGACUGGAGAUUGGCGGGUCCAGUUCUCGAAGAACGAGAUCUGUACUUCCACAGGCUGAGGCUAACUUUCGAGACGCUUCGGAAGCUGCGAGGGGGGCCGUCACUCGUUUUCGCGCAUUCUCUUGGGAAUAAUGUGUUCAGAUAUUUUCUGGAAUGGCUGAAACAAGAAGUACCGCCCAAACUGUACACUACUUGGAUUGACGAUCACAUUUUCACGUAUCAUGCUCUAGGUGCUCCUUUUCUAGGAGCUCCAGAUGCUCUGAAAGGCGUUCUUUCUGGGGUGACUUUUGGAUUACCAAUUUCAGAGGGUACAGCUCGAAUCAUGCUUGGAACUUUCAGUUCCGGUUUGUGGAUGUUGCCGUUUUCUGACAACAAACCACUGUCUCAAAGGAAUACGACCAAAACCGAAGGCUUAGUUGCUCCAGACUGGCCUGUCAACGUGCUUGAGGUGGACAUGCCAACUUCUGGGGUGCUCUAUCCUGGUGAGUCUUUCGAAAACGGAGCCCUUGCAGCUCUAGCAAAUUACACAGUUCCUAUCCAGCGCUUUUAUUCAGCUCAGAAAAUAUCGGAUGGCACAAGCUUCAAGGAGAUGGGUGAAUUUGAUCCUCAAGCUAAACUGGCUUUCUAUCAGCUCAAGAAAUACUACUUGGAUAAUCCAUUGUUUAAUCCACUAACUCCAUGGGAGCGGCCGCCGAUCAAAAAUGUGUUUUGCAUGUAUGGUAUCAAUCUUAAGACUGAGGUUGGCUAUCAACUGUCUCCGAGUGGAAAGCCGUACCCAGACAAUUGGAUUAUCAAGGAUGUCAUCUAUGAAACAGAUGGAGGUUCGUUGCAGACAAGGUCAGGAUUAGAUGUCGAUGGAAAAGGUGGUGUUGCGAGUGGUGAUUCCACAGUACCAUACCACUCUCUUUCUUGGUGCAAGAGAUGGCUGGGUCCACGCGUGAACAUCACAAGAGCUCCUCAAACUGCACACGAAGGUUCAGACAUUCAAGAGGUUUUCGACGUGGAACACGAACAUGGAGGUGAUCUUGUAUACAACGGGAGCCGGGACAGUCGAAUAAAAUACAUCACAUACUAUGAGGACGCUGUUGGACUGGCAGGGAAGAAAACCGCGGUUUGGGAGUUUGACAAAAUUGAUCACAGGAAUUUGGUCCGCUCGCCUGUUCUACUCAGGGAACUGCUACUAGAAAACGUUCACAAUUCCCACCCACAAGCAGUGAGAAGUUUCGUCUCCAAAGCUAGACGAGUACCCUUGCGAGACGAGGACUGCUAUUGGGACUACUCAAAGGCAAAGUGCGGCCUUUUGGAUUAUUGCGAAUACAGAUACGUUUUCGGGGACGUGCAUUUGGGACAGAGCUGCAGACUCAAGGCUUCGACGGACAAAGACAUCCUACAGUACUUUUAAAGAGAGGGUUUAAAAG
Selaginella moellendorffii is the source of this 2595-nucleotide messenger RNA. Its product is annotated as phospholipid--sterol O-acyltransferase. Lineage: Eukaryota; Viridiplantae; Streptophyta; Lycopodiopsida; Selaginellales; Selaginellaceae. The transcript has 17 exons. Bases 711 to 2579 code for a protein of 622 amino acids. Gene Ontology annotation, cellular component: cytoplasm. The record is from RefSeq and is a predicted model, not a curated record. Gene Ontology annotation, biological process: lipid metabolic process.